ACCAUACUCAUUAACAACAAAAUCUCAUCUAACAAAUCAACCAUAAACCCAAACCUCCCAACCUUACCAUAUCCAAUCAUUCCUAAAAACACAUAAAACCAAAAACCUGAUGAAAACAGGAAAAACAGACUGGUAAUAGUAAUGUUGUAUGGUGGGGGAAGCAACACCUACCCAGAAUAUAAAGCACAGACCAAAACAAGACACCCAUCACUAUCUCCCCCCCCUCUCUCUCCUCUUCCCCCUUUCUAAAUGCAUACAUUUUGUUCACAAAUCUUCCAUUUUUAACACAAAUUACAUCAAAUCCCAAGUGGGUUUUCACUUUCACCCCAAAUGUAUUCUGGGAUUCACUCCAUUAUGCCCCUUGAAGACUUCCCCCGCCCCAAUUUGGUCGGAGAUCCAUGUUUGGUCCUGACAACGGAUCCGAAGCCCCGGCUCCGGUGGACUGCGGAGUUCCAUGAGAGAUUUGUGGAUGCUGUUACUCAGCUUGGUGGACCUGAUAAAGCAACACCAAAAAUGAUCAUGAGAACAAUGGGGGUAAAGGGCCUCACUCUCUAUCAUCUCAAGUCACAUCUGCAGAAAUACCGAAUGGGGAAACAAUCAUGCAAAGAGUUUUCCGAUAACUCUAAAGAAGUAUCUUGCAUUGCUGAGAGCCAGGACAUGGGUUCAUCGACGUCAUCUUCUACAAGAAUGAUGCCACAAGACUUAAAUGAUGGCUUUGAGGUUAUAGAAGCUUUGAGAGUGCAGAUGGAAAUCCAAAGAAUAUUGCAUGAGCAGCUAGAGUUCUUUGUUCUCGUGAUUCAUGAUGGACACUUCAAUCUAGUUGUGCUGGACAUGAAGAAAAAGUUGCUAGAGUUGUGGGACACGAUUAUGGAAGGCAAAGAGAGCAUGGCUAAUGAGCUACUAGCUGUUGGACUAGAGGAUAUAUUUGGAUGGGAAAGGGGCCUGCGUUCGCCUCGAGAAGCGAUUCCCAGUGGCACUCAACUGAAGAGAGAUGCCAUCUUGCUAUUCGAAUAUUAACAUCAAAAGAUAACCGCCGCUUGCAAUAUAUAGAAGAAAUGAGUGCAGCCUUCAAUGAAAGUGAAGUGGUCUCUUUACCCGAAAAAGAAAAUGAAGUGGUCACAUACUUUGCUGAUUUUUCAGAUGACAAUGUGUGAAAUGAAACUACCCUUGUACCACAAGAUCAAGUCGGGUUGCAGUUAAAUAUGAUAGCCCAAGAUGACAAUGUUACCCCUGUAAAACCAGCACUAGAUGACAAUGUUACCUCUGUAAAACCAGCACUAGAUGACAAUGUUACCCCUGUAAAACCAGCACUAGAUGACAAUGUGUCAAACGAAACUCCCCCUAAACCAAAAGCAAAGAGGAAAAGGAGGACAGAAGCCGGUAUGUUAACUGCAAAAAGGUUAACAAAAGGCUUACCACAUAAACGUCAGCAUCAUCGACAAAAAGGUUAACAAAAGGCGCCUAACAUGGUUCUAAAUGUGGCUCUGAACGUGGCGUGCCUCUAACUGAAUAGUUAGAUAUUUCAGUUGAACUAGUGGAAUGUAUUUGUAAUCUUUUCAUUUGAAUUUGAUUUUAGCAUUACUGGAAUUGUGCAAUGGCCCCUUUGACCCUUUAAUCUGAAAUGACCCAUUUGGCUC
Molecule: messenger RNA, 1637 nt
Organism: Helianthus annuus (common sunflower)
Lineage: Eukaryota; Viridiplantae; Streptophyta; Magnoliopsida; Asterales; Asteraceae
Product: protein PHR1-LIKE 3
Exons: 11
Coding region: 331-1017 (228 amino acids)
Molecular function (GO): DNA-binding transcription factor activity; DNA binding
Source: RefSeq, a predicted model, not a curated record